AUGGGUAAAGAUAAAAACCACCAAAACGACGGACAUACCAAAAUCAGGAACGAUGACCCUAGCUCAAAAACAACACAAAACGCAACACAGAACACCCAAUUCCCGCAAUUCCUUGUGAUGACCUCCACACAGAGUGGUAAAACAACGGCCGCGUUGUCGCCACUUCUGUUGAGGAAGGGCAUCCAGGGAAUCGCAGGGGAUGUGAAAUCCGUUAAGCCAUUGGGAUCGGGCGAUCUCCUUAUAGAGGUUUAUCGCCAACAACAGGCGAUGAACCUACUCGGAACAACCAGUUUUGCCGGCAUCGGUGUCAGUGUGAAACCACACUCAUCACUUAAUUGCAGCAAGGGGGUAAUCAGGUGCCCAGCCUUGCGCAAUGACACCGAUGAAGACAUACUGGCAUAUUUCCAGGAGGAGAGCGUCCCGGUCUCUGAGGUGAGGCGGAUGGUGAUCAGGAGAAACAAUGAUACAAUCAAAACAAACACCUUCAUCAUCACUUUUUCAACGCCAACACUACCCCAAAUACUAACAAUCGGAUACCAGAGGUACAACGUUUCCGUCUACAUCCCAAAUCCAUUGCGAUGCCGAAACUGUCAGAAGUACGGUCAUCACGAAAAGCGAUGUAGACGAAAAUCGAUCUGCCAGUAUUGUGGCCGUGAGGGUCACACCGAGCAAAAUGACUGUGACAUCGCCAACCUGCGCUGUGUCAACUGUGAGGGGAAGCACGCUGCCUCUUCUCGCGACUGCCCUACCUGGAGCCAGGAGAGGGAGAUAUUACGGGUUAAAUAUACCCGAGGUGUCUCUUUCCCCGAGGCCAGGAGGAUAGUCGGGAGUGCAGACAUUGCUACACCCUCUUACGCACAAGUGACUCGAGGCAAGGCGCCGGUUGACAGUGUCACGGUCAAGGAUGCUUCGGCCACAGUGGUGGAGACUGUGGGGUCAGCCAUGUGA
Mizuhopecten yessoensis (Yesso scallop) is the source of this 948-nucleotide messenger RNA. RefSeq lists its product as uncharacterized. The record is from RefSeq and is a predicted model, not a curated record. Gene Ontology annotation, molecular function: zinc ion binding; nucleic acid binding. The coding region runs from base 1 to 948 and encodes 315 amino acids. The transcript has 2 exons. Lineage: Eukaryota; Metazoa; Mollusca; Bivalvia; Pectinida; Pectinidae.